This is a messenger RNA of Paramecium tetraurelia, 2424 nucleotides long. RefSeq lists its product as uncharacterized. The transcript has 9 exons. The record is from RefSeq and is a predicted model, not a curated record. Gene Ontology annotation, cellular component: cAMP-dependent protein kinase complex. Gene Ontology annotation, molecular function: ATP binding; cGMP-dependent protein kinase activity; cAMP-dependent protein kinase activity. Gene Ontology annotation, biological process: signal transduction; peptidyl-serine phosphorylation. NCBI's taxonomy places the organism in Eukaryota, Ciliophora, Oligohymenophorea, Peniculida, Parameciidae.
AUGGGAAACAUUUGUCGGUAAAAUCCAAUUAAUGAUAAAAAUGAUUUAGAGGUUACUACUUCCUAGCCUCCUCCUAUCUAAUAGAUGCAACCUCCUAAGCCGGAGGAAGUGAAGACUCAAGUGCCUGAGAAAUAAGAGGAGCCGGCUCAAGAAAUAGAUUAGGCAAAAUAAGAGAAUGAACCAAAAAGAAAAGAGCAGAAGAAGAUGGCCAAAAUAGCUGCGGUCAUUGAUCAAGAAGUCAUUUAUGAGAAUGUCCAAAAAUAGGAAAAAGUCAAAAGCCCAUUUGAUUUUCAAUUACUUUUGAAUGCUUUUGGUAAUAGCUUUAUUUUUGGGUAAUUACAACCCGAUGACAAAGUGAAGGUCAUUGAGAAAAUGUUUUAUUGCACAGUUCAUGAUGGUGAAAUGGUUUUUAAGCAAGGGGAUAAGGCAAGUUCAUACUUCUUAAUUGAACGUGGACAGUGCUAGAUUAUAAUCAAUAAUGAAUUAAAAAAAACGUUAAAAAGUGGUGAAGCCUUUGGAGAAUUAGCCUUAUUAUAUAAUGCGCCAAGAUCUGCUUCUGUUAAGGCAAUAGGAGAUUGUGCUUUUUGGGCAAUUGAUAGAAAUACAGUCAGAAAGGCAAUAGAAUCGAUUUCGUAAAAAGAUUAUGAUUAGAAUAAGGAAUUCAUAAAUAAAGUGCAGUUUUUUGAAUCACUGACUGAUGAUUAAAAAGCAGCAAUACCAUCAGCAUUGAUAAAUUUAAAUUUUAAAGCUGGAGAAAUUAUAGUUAAUGAAGGAGAUCAAGCUGACUCUUUCUUUAUAAUUAAGAAAGGAGAAAUAUAGAUAUCUAGAGGAGGGAAAGAAAUAAGAAUAAUGAAGGCAGGAGACUCUUUGGGAGAAUAAGCAUUACAAUAGAAUUCGGUUAGAGGGGCUACUGCAAAGGCUAUAAAAGAGGAUGCUACAGUUUUGGCUUUAGCAAGAGAUGACUUAACUAGAAUAUUGGGAGAUAAGAUACAAUUGAUUAUGUACAGCAAUCUUUAAAGAUGGGCUUUUGAAAGACAUGCUAUUCUCAAUAAAUUGACUAAAUUGCAAGUAGAAAGAAUCGUCAGCAAUAUGUAACAGACACAAAAGAAAAGUGAAGAAGUAAUCAUAGAGAAAGGCUAAGCUUGCAGAGAGAUUAUUAUUGUGUUAUAAGGUUCAAUUAAAUAUGGAAAGGAAAUAUUGGAGAAAGGAUAAAUGUUUGGUGAUAAAUUUUUAGAUUAAGGAGAAAAUGUUAAAUUAGGAGAGCCAGUGAUAAUGAAAGAUGAAGGAAUGAUAGCAACAAUAACGUUUAAAUAGUUCUUUGAGAUCAUUGGAGGUUCUUUAGAAUAAAUCUUUGCUAAGAACGAAAAAGCUCAUGAUCGGUUUAUAAAGAAAGAGGAAGGUCAAAAAUAAGAUGUUUUUAAGCAUUUUUAAUUGGAUCAAUUGAUUUAUGUGAAGAAAUUAGGCUAAGGAUAAUUCGGUAAUGUUUAUUUGGUUCAUAAUAAAAUGGAUAAAAAGACAUAUGCUUUGAAAUGUAUCUCAAAGGCAUAAAUUAUUGAAUAAAAUCUUGAAAAGCACUUGGCAUAAGAAAAAAUAGCUUUGGAAACUGUUAACUUUCCAUUAAUAAUGCAUUUUGCUCGAAGUUUCAAAGACAAUACUUAUAUUUACUUCUUAGAAGAGUACAUUAGAGGAAUGGAACUUUUCGAUGUAAUCAGAGACAUUGGAUUGCUUAACACUUAUGAUUCUCAAUUCUAUAUUGGAUCAUUGAUUUUGUGCAUGGAAUAUUUACACUUGAAUAAUAUCAUAUAUAGAGAUAUUAAACCAGAAAACAUUAUGAUUGAUGAAAAAGGAUUCAUGAAAUUGAUUGAUUUAGGGACUGCAAAAAAUUUAAAGAGUAAAAAUGGGAGAACAUACACAAUUAUUGGAACUCCACAUUACAUGGCACCAGAAAUAUUAACUGGCAAGGGAUACACUUACUCAGUAGAUCUAUGGUCUAUCGGAAUCUGUUUGUAUGAAUUCAUGUGUGGAAAUGUUCCGUAUGCUGAAGAUGCAGACGAUCCAUAUGAAAUUUAUGAAGAAAUUUAAAAGAAAUAAUUAACAUUUCCAUCAGUAUUGAAGGAUAGAAAAGCUAAGAAAUUAAUUGAGUAAUUGCUUAGUAAGACUCCAGAGCUUAGACUAGGAUCAUCUUAUGCUAGUUUAAAAAAUAACUCUUUUUUUGAAAGAUUCGAUUAUGAUCUUUUAAUCAAUAGAGAAUUGAAACCUCCUUAUUUACCACCUAAAAAUAAAUUACAUAGCGAUAAAGAUAUUUAAAAGGCUAUCCAAGUCGGUAAAUUGAUUACCGAAGAAAUAAAAAAUGAUCUUGCCACUGCUUAGAAUGUUUACAAACCUGAAAAGGCUCGUGAUCCUAAUUGGGAUAAGGAGUAUUGA